This is a messenger RNA of Malassezia globosa CBS 7966, 870 nucleotides long. RefSeq lists its product as uncharacterized. The transcript has 2 exons. The record is from RefSeq and is a predicted model, not a curated record. Lineage: Eukaryota; Fungi; Basidiomycota; Malasseziomycetes; Malasseziales; Malasseziaceae. Gene Ontology annotation, molecular function: structural constituent of cytoskeleton; actin filament binding. Bases 1 to 870 code for a protein of 289 amino acids. Gene Ontology annotation, biological process: actin filament polymerization; Arp2/3 complex-mediated actin nucleation. Gene Ontology annotation, cellular component: Arp2/3 protein complex; actin cytoskeleton.
AUGAUCUUGCUGGGCGCUGAGAAUCAGAUUAUCCGCGAUGUGCUCACGAAUAAGUUUGCGGCGCCUGGUGCCGUAGACCAAAUGUUCACAGACUUUGAUGGCGUGUCGUACCAUAUGGAGUCAAGCAAGGAAGGACCGCUAACACUCUCUAUGGACAUUCGUUGCUGGCCGGAGCUCGCGCAGUAUGGUGCGAUGGAGAGCUUGCGUCAGAUCUAUGGAACGUGGAUUCGCGACGUGCCCGAGCCGGACUAUCAAAUCACACUCUCCUUCGACUAUGGGUCUGUGCCACCAGCAGGCGCUGAUCGUGAGACGCUGAUUCAUGCUGUAUCCAUGCUGAAGCGCAAUGCUAUGGCAGCGCCGUUUGAGCGGGCGUUCCGCGAACAGGCUGAGUUGGAGCAGAAAUAUGAGCCGGGCAGUGCACAUCCUUCUGGCGAGCUUCUGUCGUUACACUAUCGAGCUGACGAGUCGAUGUACAUCCUCCCUGCCCAUGACCGCGUGACAGUGGUCAUUAGCACACGCUUUGAAGAAGAGGCCGAUCGCAUCUUUGGCAAGGUAUUUCUUCAGGAAUUCGUCGAUGCUCGCCGACAGCCGUCGAUCCAAAAUGCGCCGCAGGUUCUGUACUCGAAUCGCGAGCCGCCACUCGAAGUACGCGGUGUAGUGCCAGCGAGCGUGUCUGAAAACACAGGCUAUGUCACGUUCGUGCUAUUCCCCCGCCAUUUCCAGCAUCCGGACGUUCGUGCGACGACAAUCUCGCACAUCCAACUCUUCCGCGAUUAUUUGCACUAUCACAGUAUGUAUCGAUUGCACGCCACCGUCUCGACACGCAGUACUGACGCCGACACCCUUUUCUUUUUGCACGACCACUUCUAG